Messenger RNA from Triplophysa rosa, 3405 nucleotides. RefSeq names its product ferric-chelate reductase 1b (gene frrs1b). The record is from RefSeq and is a predicted model, not a curated record. The coding region runs from base 431 to 2263 and encodes 610 amino acids. Lineage: Eukaryota; Metazoa; Chordata; Actinopteri; Cypriniformes; Nemacheilidae. The transcript is spliced from 16 exons. Gene Ontology annotation, molecular function: oxidoreductase activity, acting on metal ions.
UCAGCAGUUUAUUUUGCGUGCCUGUCCGUUUGUCAUGUUUUAUAUACUUAUAUUUUUAUACCACUUGCCAUGCGCAGACACGCUCAACCAGGAAGUGGUUAAUGCUGCUAUCGAUUUAAAGACGAAUACCUAUGAUAUCUGAUAAACUUUGAUAUUUUACCUUCUGUGUCUUGCACCUUUAAUAUAAAUCUGUACCCAUUAGUCCAACGAAUGAGAUUAAGCGUUUGUUCAUUGAGCAAGGAAGGCAGAAAAUGACCUUGACCAACAUAGUCCAUAUUUCAUUAACCAAAGCAGCCAAAUCUGUCAACAAGACAUGAACUUGAAUGUCUGCAUUUAUUGCUUAUGCAUUGACAACUAUAAACAGCUGUACUGAAGUACAGUCCGGCUUCAUUGGGUGUUAAAUCUAUGGCGAUCAUCUUCCGGAGUUCUCAUGAAGGCCAGGAUUGUACUGGUGCUGACUGCUUUGUGUAUAAAGACAGUCGCUGGUUACCCCAGUGGAAAAGUGACGGAGUCUUGCGAGGACAUGACACCAAACCACGGUCAUGAUCCCAGCACCUUAGAUCCUCCAUACACCAUCACAGCAGACAAACUCCAAUUCAGCACAGGAGAUGAAAUCAAAGUGACAUUACGCGCAGACUCUUCAGGGUCCAAAGCAUACUUCAAAGGAUUUCUCCUAGAAGCGAGGAAUGCAGGGAAUCUCAACGAAGCAGUGGGAUCGUUUCAAUUAGUUGAUCCCACCAUAUCUCAGCUUCUUCAGUGCAACGAUAAGGAUGGUUCUGCUGUGAGUCACACCGAUAAACAUCAUAAGACCGAAGUGCAGGUGGUCUGGAUUGCCCCAGAAGACCCUCCCUCCAGUGUGCGGUUUCUGGUAACUGUCCUUCGAAGGUACAGUGAGUUUUGGGUGAAGAUUCCAGGUCCGGUGGUGACUCGGUAUGGUGUAGAUCCACCCCCAGCGGAAACUACCAUCGGAGGUUCCAGUGAUGCCAAAACUACCACAGCUUCCUCCAUGCUGUCCCGUUCGUUCACAUCUGAGGGAUGUGGAAGCAGCAAGUCGUGUCUGAGAGAUCCAGAUGGCUGUAACCCACAAAAUGACACAUCAUGUCACUUCCUGUCCUUCAGGAAAGAGGAAACUAGCAUCAUGUUUGAGCUCAGUGGACCCGCAGAGGGAUACGUGUCUUUCGCCUUAUCUCUGGACAAAUGGAUGGGGAACGAUGAUGUGUAUCUGUGUAUGAGAGCCACAAACCGGGUUGACAUCAAGGCUGCGUUUGUUUCUGGACGAACACAUCCAGAAAUCUCUUCGGAGAACGCUCUAAAAGAUAAAGCGUGGAGACUGUCAGAUGGAAUGAUUCAGUGUAGCUUCCGGAGAGACAUAAUCCCAUCUGACAAUCAAAAACGGUUCCCGCUUGACCAACCCUACUACCUUUUCAUGGCACACGGUCGAGCUGAAGAUGGCCAAACCCAUCGUCAUGACCGACAACCCUUAAUUUCAUCCAAUCAGAAGGAGCUCACAGGAGACCCAGAGGAUCUGACUGGUUCUCGUUCGCCUCUACUCCUCAAAUACCACGGUGCCUUCAUGUUGAUCGCUUGGAUUUCAACGGUCAGCGCUGGCGUCAUCAUUGCACGUUAUUUCAAACCCGAUUGGCCCGAAAGUAAUAUUUUGGGGCAGAAAGUCUGGUUUCAGUUACACAGAGGACUGAUGACCCUUACUGUUCUGCUCACCCUUGUUGGUUUUGUUUUGCCUUUUAUGUACAGAGGAGGAUGGAGCAAGCGGGCAGGUUUACAUCCCUAUCUUGGCUGUGUUGUCAUGGCGCUCGCUGUUAUCCAACCCGUUAUGGCACUUUUCAGACCCGCGCCAGACGCCUCCAGGAGAUACAUCUUCAACUGGAUGCAUUUUGGAACGGGCACAUUAGCACAAAUCGUGUCUGUUAUCACCGUCUUUCUUGGCAUCCAUCAGCAAGCUCUGCUUCUACCCGCUCCCUGGUCCACAGGACUCCUGGGGUUCAGUGUAGUCUGGUUUGUGCUGGCAGAUUUAGUUCUGGAGGUCCACAGAAGAGGCUUUUUACCGAUAGGGAAAUAUUUCAAAAAUGUUAAAAUCUACACAGAACACAUAAAUUCUGAGGACAAGGAGAUAAUAAUGUUUGUUCCUGAUGAGAACGAGAGUUUACGUGCGGAGUCUUGUUUUAAAAACAUUAUUCUGGCUGUGUAUCUCUGUGGAAAUCUGGGAUUUCUGAUGGUUUUGCUUUGGACCAUCAUUUCAGUAUGACACUGUCAGCGGUAGUUUAAUCUCUGAAACCUCUGAAAUUUUGACCUAUUGUACCAAUUAAAUUAAGUUAAGCCUUAAUGAUGUCGUACGAUUUGAGGUAGCCAAUCAAAGUCCUCUAUUUGAAAUUAAGUUUCAUGAUUCAUGUAGAAAUACAAAAAGAAAACGUUAUUUCGUAAUUUUCUAUUGAUUAUGAUUAGUUUUUGUAUGUUUAGCAGAUGACUUUAUAUUAUGUAUAUUGUAAAGAAAUGUUUUUGAUAACAGCUGAUCGGCUUUUUAACAUUUAUAAAAUCACACGUAGUCUUUUUUUAUUUGACAGCAGUGAUGUUUAGUGAUUGUUGAGUUGUGAUCUGUGUAGCUGGUGACACUACAUGCCUUUUUCCAAAGUUUUGCAUCAUAUCCUUGAUGUCUGGAUGAAUGUGUGUGUCUGGUGUUUUUGUAUUUAACCACAGUGACAUCAGAUAAACAUACACAACCACAGAGAAAUGUGUCAGUAUUUAGUUCAGAUGAAGUGGACCAGCUUUUUGCGCUGUAAUAAGAAUUUUAAAUAAUAAAUUGUAAUAAAAUGAAAAUAGUAGUUGUGCUGUGGACUAAUUUAAAUGCAUAUCUUAUAAUAUCUUGCCAUUACCUGCAAUAUGGAGACAAUCUGGUGAAGUGUCUUUCGUGUAAAUGUUUUCAUAUAAACAGACGUUAACCUUUAAAUUGACAUUUUAUUUCUGCAUUAUAUUUUGAACACUGAAUGGUAUAGGCAAAGCAAAUAUUUCUCUUGAGACAGACUCACAUGGAUUCCAACAUUAGCAAGCAAUAGUCAUGUUUUAUAAGCAUGGCGGUAUGACGAUAAUAUACACUUUAUAUGAAGGGGAGAAACAAAUGACAGAGUAAUAGAUUCUUGGUAAUAUGUUAUUAAAUAGUAGACGGUACACCAUCAUCAUUCUUAAGCUUUUCAUACUCCGUCUAAAUGAAAUGUUAUGUUAAAUGUUAAAUUUUCAUUUCAAUCAUUCCUAUGACAAUCAUAGCCAACUGUGUGAUAAAAGAAAAAAGAAAUUACCCAGUGCGGUUUCAUUACAAAAUAUUCCAAAUUGAUUCUGUGCUAUUCAACAAAAUAGAUUCAUCGCGUGUACAUUUUUCUUAAACACCCUGUAAUA